AGCUAAAGGCGCAAUUGAACUUGUGUUCUCAUUUAAAUACACAACCUAAAGGAGACAUCGCAUUUUGAGAUUGCCAGAAUCACCUUCCCUUACUCCUUCCUUCCCCAUACUCAAAACGGACUCGUAGUAUCUUUUGGCAAUGUGUCGUUUCAUGAGCAACACGGUGGUUGGUUUCUUGAACCUCCUCUCGCUCUUGGCUUCGAUACCCAUCAUCGGAGCCGGCCUGUGGAUGGCGAGGAGCGGUGCCACAUGCGAGCACACCCUCCAGACGCCGCUUCUCGUGAUCGGCUUCGUUAUCCUUGUUGUUUCUCUGGUGGGAUUCAUCGGGGCAUGCUUUAACUUGGUGUGGGCGCUCUGGGUCUACUUGGUGGUCAUGCUGUGCCUCAUAGCAGCCUUCAUGGCCUUCACCGCGUUCGGGUUUGUGGUCACCGCCCCUGGCGGUGGGGUGGCAGUCCCUGGCCAUAAGUACGAGGAGUACAGGCUCGAGGGGUACUCGACGUGGCUGAGGGGCAGGGUCAAGGACCCUCGCUAUUGGAGGACGAUCAGGAGUUGCCUUUUCAGGUCAAGGACGUGUGAGAAGAUUGCCUCUUGGACGCCUAUUGAUUACUCGGUGAAGGAUUUGUCUCCUGUGCAGUCGGGAUGCUGUAAGCCGCCGACAUCUUGCGUGUACAGUGGGGAGGUGGCGGUGGCGCAAGACCCGGACUGCUACAAGUGGAACAACGCGCCGACGUUGCUGUGCUACGACUGCGACUCGUGCAAGGCCGGAGCGAUCGAGGAGGCAAGGAGGAGGUGGCACAAGAUCUCGAUGCUCAACGUGGUCGUGCUACUGCUUCUCGUUCUGUUCUACGCGGUGGGCUGCUGCGCGUUCCAGAACGCCAGGAGAGAGGACGAUCUGUAUCAAUACCCUUACGGACGCGACCCUCGCGUGCCCAAAAUCUGGCCCGGGACGAGGCGGCACGACAGCUACUGGUGGUGUUGUUGAUCCGCAUAGAGAUGGGCUGCUGAUGAAACAGGGGCAUUGAGCGAAAAGCUGGUGGCUCCACCGUCCAACGCAUGCAUACAAGAACUAUGAAUACCGAGCGCAACACCUUUGUGUAUACCGUCAAAAUUUUCCCUCUAGGAAUCCGCAGUUAAUGUAGUAACUUCUUUUUG
Rhodamnia argentea is the source of this 1152-nucleotide messenger RNA. Its product is annotated as tetraspanin-5-like. Gene Ontology annotation, cellular component: plasma membrane; plasmodesma. Gene Ontology annotation, biological process: auxin-activated signaling pathway. Bases 140 to 982 code for a protein of 280 amino acids. The record is from RefSeq and is a predicted model, not a curated record. NCBI's taxonomy places the organism in Eukaryota, Viridiplantae, Streptophyta, Magnoliopsida, Myrtales, Myrtaceae. The transcript has 3 exons.